CCCACCCUUCCCUACCCUACCUCGCCUUUUCUCGUCUCAUCACUUCUCUCUCUCUUUCUUCUGUAACCGAAAAACUCUUGAGUCUUGACAGAGCCAGACGCAACCCGCACGGAGAUAUGGCGCCUCGAGAUAAACCUAACGGUAACGGUGGUGGCAAGGGUGGGAACGCUGGGUGUAACAGUAACGGCAAGGAGGUGCAUUUCAGGGGUGUGAGGAAGAGACCGUGGGGGCGCUACGCCGCUGAGAUCAGAGAUCCCGGGAAGAAGAGUCGUGUCUGGUUAGGAACGUUUGAUACGGCGGAAGAGGCGGCCAGGGCUUACGAUGCCGCCGCUAGGGAAUUUCGGGGUUCCAAGGCUAAGACUAACUUUCCUUUACCGUCUGAGAGUAAUAACAACCAGAGCCCGAGCCAGAGCAGUACCGUCGAGUCUUCCAGCCGGGAAGGGUUUUCCCCGGCACCGGUCGCGGCGCCGUCGUCGUUGGAGAUUGAUCUGCUACACCGCGGUGCCGGAGGUGGCGGUGUCGGAGGUGGUACUGCUGGUUUCGCUGUUCGAUUUCCUUUCCAUCACCAACACCAUGUGUCGCCCACUGCUGCUGCCGGGGUUUUGCCGACCGCACAUCCAUUUUUCUUUUUUGACGCGAUUGUUCGGUCGGAGAAUAUGACCCACCACCAUCCUCUGAGGUUCGACCCCGCGGCUGCUGAGUACCAGGCCGCUUUUGCUGGUGGUGGGGUCCAGAGCGACUCCGACUCGUCAUCCGUCGUUGAUUUCAACCAUCAUGAUGAACUUAUCCCCAGGAGGGGGGUCCUUGAACUUGAUCUCAACCUUCCUCCACCGGAGGUUGCAUGAUCUCGCCGGAUUUUUUAGAUCAUCAGGUCGCCUUCGCCGGUUUCAGAUCGGGACCCACCUAGUUAUUUUUCCAAGUUCCUCGUUAUUUUCAUUACCCAGCAAGUUCGUUCUUUUUAAAACUAAAAGGAAAACGAAAAAAAAAUAGAGAGCGAGCCAAGAGCACAGCCUGUUUAAUCAAUGUUGGAGCUGUUCAUCGCUCUGGGAGCCUUGCGUUGAGAUUCGAUGUAAAUACAUAACCGAUCAUUUUCCUCCUUUCAUUCCUUAAUCUAUUUUUCCAACUGAGAAAUCGUUUGUGUUUCUCAAAUGUUGUCAUCAUCACUGAAACUGCUACUGUUUUUGUAACUCAACUCUUUCACAAGAGUUUCUUCCAUGGAUCAAUGAAUUAAUCCAUUAUUUUUCUUACUCAA
Messenger RNA from Nelumbo nucifera (sacred lotus), 1252 nucleotides. RefSeq names its product ethylene-responsive transcription factor 4-like. Gene Ontology annotation, molecular function: DNA-binding transcription factor activity; DNA binding. The record is from RefSeq and is a predicted model, not a curated record. Gene Ontology annotation, biological process: regulation of DNA-templated transcription. Lineage: Eukaryota; Viridiplantae; Streptophyta; Magnoliopsida; Proteales; Nelumbonaceae.